GCCCGCCGCUGGAUGAACAUCCCUAUAGUUCACCGGUAACUAUUAGUGUCGGUAUUAUUAUCAUCGCUAUUGUUUAUUCAUCCUCCCCCACCAUCCAACAUACACACCGCUUGGCCUCAGGCACCCCACAGGGAUACCUUAUUCGACCCUUCUCCAUUUAUAGCGACUCACUCCCCUGGUCGAUCCCUGGCCAGAUUCCCCCAAUUAUUUUCUUAUUGUUCGGUUUCUUCCCUGCAACUUUCUCUUCGUUACUUCUUGCAUUGUCGCCCUCCUUGUCUCAACUGCCGAAACUACCAAUACGCCAAUCUGCCGAACAGAAGCUCCGUCCACCUUUCACUCCGAAGCCUGACCAACUUCCCCUCUCUCUAUUACACCUCCGCCCGCAUACCAACAAUUUACCAGGUUCCUGCACCCUGCAAUCUAAGCUCUCCAGAGCUUUAUUUUUAGCCCACACUACGCGCGCUUCUCUCCGUGCUUGGCCAUUGCACUUCCAGACCCUUAGCCUGCGCGGUGGUAACCUUUCUGCGCACUUCCCUUGACAUUCCAGAGGCGCCAACGUCACGGCUUAGAUCGGAGCAUUGUGACGAGAAGACACGAUCCGUUUUCUCAUUCAUUCGCCAAGGAUUCCUUUGCAAGGCAUCCUUAAGCAAUUGUCAUCUAGGACACCGGAAAGACCGUUUCAUCCUGUCUUUGCCUUCUUAUUGGUUAGAGUGUUUGGACUUCUACGCUAAGAACAAGUGUAUCCUACUACAAUGGCAUCGGUCACUUCAAUAACGUCCGAAAAGGACAACGAAGAAGAUCGCGACAUCAUGCACGAGGAGGCGAUCGAAGAUGAGGAUCAUGAUAUCAGCUUGGAGAUGGAUCCAUCUCAGCGAGAACACCUCGAGUUCAACCGUCAAUUAGACGACUACCUAGCGCCACUCUAUCUGGAUGAGGCAGUGCUGUACAGAUUGGCUCGCCGCUUCUCCGAAACCUACCGCGACCUGGCCUUGACAUCGGACCAGCAAUUUUUGCCAACCCCGGUAACUCAGCUGCCUACUGGCCAAGAGACUGGUCGAUAUCUGGCAAUCGACGUGGGAGGCAGUAAUCUCCGGGUCGCAUUUAUUGAGUUGUUAGGCGAAGUCGAGGAGUCGGAUUUCCGCCCCGCGGAUGCCUCGGAGAGGUCACGAGACACAAUUCGCAAGGCCCAGCGACAACGGGUCCAGCGUACGUUAGAACGAGCAUGGCCCAUUCAAGAGCAUUUGAAGAAGGACAAAGCGGAGGAUCUAUUUGCUUGGAUUGGUGACUGCAUUGCCGAAGUGGUAGCUGAGAGUCUGACAUCGGAUGCCACGAAGAAGGACAUUCCCGCAGAAUUAGAUAUGGGUAUCACCUUUAGUUUCCCAAUCAUGCAAGAAUCGCUGGCCGAGGCAACGCUGAUGCCAAUGGGUAAAGGAUUCGCUAUCACUUCCAAUCUCAAUCUUCGCAAUAUCCUUCUCAAUGGAUACGAAAAACACACUCGGAGACCGGAUGAUGAAGAAGAGCCUUCUUCCAAGCGCCGGAAGCUUUUCGCCCUGCCGAAGCUAAAGAUUCAGGCCAUUACGAACGACACAGUUGCCACUCUCGCUUCACUCGCAUACAAGGUGAAAUCGCUACCCAACAGCCGAGUCGCCAUGGGUAUCAUUGUGGGCACCGGAUGUAAUGCGACUAUUCCGAUGAAACUGAGCGAGCUUCAUGAAUCCAAGGCCAAGAGCGUUAACACGAUGGAUCCUAGCGCCGUGGAAACUAUUGUGAACACGGAAUGGACCAUCUCUGGAGCUGCACCACCGCUACAAGAGCUCAACAUUACGACUAAAUGGGAUGUUGAACUAGACCGGGCAUGCACACGUCCAGGGUUCCAGCCAUUCGAGUACAUGACGGGUGGUCGGUACAUUGGCGAACUAAUUCGUCUGAUCUUGUUCGAUUACCUCACCACCGUGGGAGGGUUAUCCAAGCGAGUUCUCCCUGCGAACCUGGUUCAAGAAUACGCUUUGACAACUACCUACAUCUCCGACAACGUGGCCAAAGCCCGAUCAGACCAAGACCUUGCAAAUGCACUAAACCAAUCUCUCCCUCCACCCGAGAGCAGCGACUGGCGCUGGGAUGCGCGGACAGCCGGCGCAUUCCGAAGAAUCGCACGAGCAGUGCAAAGGCGAUCGGCUGGACUGAUUGCCGCAGCCGUGAUCGGCCUCUUGGCCUGCUGCCGCGAAAUCGAACUGAAGGAAGAGAGCAACACCAACACCCCCGAAGCCGCAGCGUCCCCACAAAGCAACGGAGACGUCCCCAUCUCCAGCAGCACAGCCACCCCAUCAUCCAUCGCUACACCAAGCAACAGUGUCCACGGCCACGUUGUCCCAGUCCUCCAACCGUUCCCGGCAGACUGGCAGUCCGGCCCUGAGGAACUGGUCGUCGCGUACACGGGCGGUAUCAUCCAACAUUACCCGCAAUUCAAGGAGAUGUGCCAACAAACCAUUGACCGCCUCAUCAUGCGCACGGGUCCUCAACGGGGAGGAAAGUCUGUCUUCUUACGAGAAGCUUCGGAUGGCGGUGUCAUUGGAGCAGGUGUUUUGGCCGGGAUGGUUGCCGGCAAGUAAAAAAGGAAAUCCGUAUAUUGAUUUUUUACGCUUUACGAUUUUUGGGUAAAGGGCACUGUUCGAUCGUUGUUCCAUCCC
Molecule: messenger RNA, 2687 nt
Organism: Penicillium subrubescens
Lineage: Eukaryota; Fungi; Ascomycota; Eurotiomycetes; Eurotiales; Aspergillaceae
Product: hexokinase family protein
Exons: 3
Coding region: 753-2609 (618 amino acids)
Biological process (GO): glycolytic process; intracellular glucose homeostasis; glucose 6-phosphate metabolic process
Cellular component (GO): mitochondrion; cytosol
Molecular function (GO): glucokinase activity; D-glucose binding; ATP binding
Source: RefSeq, a predicted model, not a curated record